Molecule: messenger RNA, 1395 nt
Organism: Haliotis rubra (blacklip abalone)
Lineage: Eukaryota; Metazoa; Mollusca; Gastropoda; Lepetellida; Haliotidae
Exons: 4
Coding region: 466-1395 (309 amino acids)
Source: RefSeq, a predicted model, not a curated record
UUUCAGACUCAUACAGGGAGAGUCUAAGUUCAUUAAUUCAGGGGUUGGCUUGUAUUGGAUUAGGCUGCCUGUUUUUUAUAAUGAACAAGAACAGAUUCGGUGUCGUCUCAGGACGCCGACCUACGGUUUCCUUUGAAGGUUAGGUUCUGAUUAGGCUUAAUUAGCGUUGCGGAUAAUCUACUCUAACUGUUUGGAUAAGGUGAACUUGUAGCACAUGUCACUUCCAAUUGCUUGAAAAGUUUACAAUAACACUUAGCAGAGUGCCAAUAAUGAACACUGUUCAUAUCUUUGGUAUAAAUAUCUAUGGCAGCUUCGACCCUCCAGCCCAUGCAGUCCCGCUACGAAGAAGGCCUUAUCGACAUGAGAGAUGGAAAUUGGACUGAUGAGACCAAACCCAUGAUUGCUUUGCCAUGACCCACCUUCCCGGGUGCCCGGAGCUCUUUCUACAGAGCCAGGCGAGCGGUGAUGCCACCACUUCCCCUCAGACGACAAGACCUAGUCUUCCCUGAUGAAUACAAGACGACGAUUUCUGGCGACCCCUUCCUCCUCAUCGACGACGGCCAUGACAAGAGAAUCCUUGGGUUUUCCACCGCCGAUAACUUGUGUUAUCUCUGCGAAUCAGACACCAUCUACGGAAAUGGCACAUUCUUCGUGGCGCCGACCAUAUUUCACCAGUUGUACACUAUCCAUGGCAUGGUAGAUGGGAACAUGUUUCCUUUGGUAUUCUUCUUCCUGCCAGAUACGAAAGAGGAUACUUACACCAGGAUGUUCAGACUACUUGUCGAUGCAGCCGCGACCAGAGGUCAUCAUUUGGAUCCACAGAAGAUCCAGAUGGACUAUGAGGUUGCCUCCAGAAACGCCUCUGCGAUCGUGUUCCCCCGAAGCGAGUGGAAGGGCUGCUUCUUCCACUUCACCCAAUGUGUAUUGAGGAGAACCCAGCAGCACCAUAUCCAGAAGGCCUACCAGGACGAUGACGAGAUCGAGAGGUUCGUCCGGAGAUGUGCCGUCUUGCCUUUGGUGCCAGCACAGGAGGUGGAGGACCUGUGGCUGGAUACCUUGGCAACGAUGCCAGAUGAUGACCGCUGCCGACAACUCGGAGACUACAUUACCAACUUCUGCUGGGUGGAGGGAGAUCUGCACAUGACGCAAUGGAACCACCACAGCUCAGAUGGGCCAAGAACAAACAACCCCCCCAGGGUGGCAUUCACGCCUGAAGAAAUACAUCGGCAAGGCUCAUCCAAACAUUUUCACGAGAACAGACCAAAACAAGCUGGUCCAGUAUGCUGCUGGCUAGAAGCGUCCGUCAGGGAUUUGGACCUUGCCUUGCCCCUCAAGAUGGCUGAGCAUGCGGGAGGCGUGGCAUCGUCCUCUGUCUUCCCGGUCACCAAGCUUUGA